This is a messenger RNA of Mugil cephalus (flathead mullet), 2640 nucleotides long. RefSeq names its product actinodin1 (gene and1). The transcript is spliced from 7 exons. The record is from RefSeq and is a predicted model, not a curated record. NCBI's taxonomy places the organism in Eukaryota, Metazoa, Chordata, Actinopteri, Mugiliformes, Mugilidae. The coding region runs from base 232 to 2190 and encodes 652 amino acids.
GAGAUGACGUGCUCGGUUUAAAACCUCGCGGGACCCUCGUGUCGGGGCAGUCUGUAAGAAGGGCAGCAGGAACAGUCGGGCUGCACGAGGAGUCUCUCAUCACACACUGAAACACAAACACCGACACAGACACACACACACACCUGGCGGAAACCAGCCGGCCUUCCUCUGAGUCUGGAUCUGCGGGCGCUGGUGUAAAACAACCACAGCAGGAGAGGAGGAGGUUCAAACAUGGCCGAACAGAGGAGAACCAGCUUCUCCGGUGUGAUGAUCGCCGCUCUGCUGGCUGUGAUGCUGCUGCCUGCGUUCUUGUCUGCUGGACCGAUUGCGCAAAAGCCCAAAGGUGAUGCGGGGGAAAGUAUUCAGGAGAAGGCGGACGCCGCGGCGCUGCACAGGAGGCUGAUCCGCAACCGCAGGAACAUCAGCUGGUACAAGCAGCACUCCGACUUCUGGAGCUGGUACAAAUUCUUCACGGACAACGGCAACCAGGAGGCAGUUCAGGAGAUGGAUCGCAUCUACUUGGCCUACCUCCAGAACAAGAACCGCGCCGAGGGACGUCGCUCCUACAAGGCCUACCUGGCCCACCUGGGGGAGAUCUACAAAUCCUGCGCCGAGUCCGACGACCCCAACUGUGUCGCGACUCACACCACCAGGCCCAAACCAGAGCCCCCCAAACCUGCGCCAAUCAAGACCUGUGAUCCCACCAAGGACCCCUACUGCCUGUACAUGGCUUUGGUCCAGGGCAAGAGCCCCUACCAGCCCCUCGUGCUCCCAGUUGCCAGCCCUGCCCCAGCACCAGUCAAGGCCCCUGCCCCUCUCUAUGUCCGCUCUGCUGCUCCAGCCAAGGACCCACAGUCUGGGUAUUACUACUAUGCUCCAUCUGCAGCGCCUUUCCUUUCCAAGGAGCAGAAGGCCGAGCUGCUGCGUAUCUGCUCUUCUGACGACGUGGAGUGUCUGCAGUACCACCUCAGAGCUGCCCAUGGGUAUAAACCCUCUGCCGGGCCCCUCCCUUCGUACGCCCACCUCGGCUGUGACCCCAAGAAAGACCCCACCUGCAAACCCAAACUGGUUCAGAAAGCUCCUUCUGGUCUUUAUCUUCAGUAUCCUAACUGCGACCCGCUCCGCGAUCCCUACUGCGCCUACGCUGCCUCCCUUGUGGCUCCUCGUGCUCCUAACCCGCCCGCCCCAGCUGGGCCUGGGUCCUGCAACCCUCUUUUUGAAGAUGGCUGCAACCCCCUCACCGCAACCAAAUUUUCUACUCCCCCAGAGGAGUACAGAAAUGGGGAAAAAGAUGAGGCUGCUGCUAUUCGUGCUGCCCCUCCUGCCGCUGAGAACAACUACGACCCCUAUGCCAUGUUUAGGGAUGCUUACGCUAAUGCUAACAGAGUUACUGAUCCUUAUGCCAUGUACCGCCAGGCUAGCACCCCCCCACCUCCAGUCAACGACCCAUAUGCCAGACUACGCCAAUACAUGACCCAAGCUCAAGCUAAUGACCCGUAUGCUCCACGCAUGGAGGCUCCUCCACGCAUGGAGGCUCCUCCUGAGUCUAAUCCUAACGACCCUUUCUCUGCUAUCCGUGAGGCAAUGGCUGCUAUGCAUCGCCGUGGCCCUCCCACCCCCAGAAGUCAGCACCCAUUUGCCACUCCCAACUAUGAGGAGCCUGCCCCAGAGGCGCGCCACCCUCUCGGCCCACCAGGUAAAACUAAGGAGGGCUAUGACUGCUUCAUCGGCUACGACCGCGAGUGCUACCCCGUGAAGCCCAAUGAGCCCCGCUCCGGAGUCCACCGCCGCAUGCCCUACCCCGCCGAGGCCUACGAGCCCCACCUGAAUGCUGACGGAACCCGCAACGGAGUCCUGGAGCCCUCCAACCCGCACUGCGACCCCGAGUACGACCGUGACUGCCGCCUGCGUCGCUACGAGCCCGAGCAGCCCCACGCCGAGACCCAGCCCGAGCACCACGUCGAGGAGGACCACAGUCAGGGGGCGGCAGAGAGCGAGCGUCAAACCGAGCAGCAAGAGCAGGAGCAGUACGAGGCAGAGCCCUACCAGAGCGGCCAGGAGGAGCCCCACAUGUCUUACCAGCCGUUCUCGCAGGGUAUGCCCAGCCUCCAGGACAUACUCAGACGCUACGGAGACCAGUACCCCGGGCAGGAUGAUCACAGAGCUUAUACGGAUGACUACCGCAAGUAAUUAACACCCCAACACACAUGCAUGCAGAUGGACAUGAAUACACAGCCACGUGCGUUCCUGUUGCUUAGUCCUUGAACGCCUCACGCACCAAGCUUCCAGCUCCAACUGGACCAAGUAUGGGACACAGGUGAAGUCAAUGGACCCAAUAAGCAAGUACAUCCAAACAUAGCUUCCUGCUGUAGGAGCACGCUCAGAAACGUUGUCGGAUCACACCUGACUUCCUCUGCCCAUUCGCUGUUUCCGACACGUUUGCUUCGGCGUAUCGUUUUUUCUGCUUUCCACUUCAAACCUCAUUACAAACACUCAGUUGUGUAGUGACUUCCUCAGCUUUGCUUGUGUAUCUAUGCAUCUCACUUUUUAAAGAUUUGUUUGUUGCUUUUUGUCAAUGAUGGAUUAUGUAAAGAUUUUUUUUUUCCAUUUGAUUGUUCUAAUAAAAAGCUUCAGAAAGCU